Messenger RNA from Monopterus albus (swamp eel), 1594 nucleotides. RefSeq names its product transmembrane protein 44 (gene tmem44). The record is from RefSeq and is a predicted model, not a curated record. Gene Ontology annotation, cellular component: membrane. Bases 135 to 1511 code for a protein of 458 amino acids. NCBI's taxonomy places the organism in Eukaryota, Metazoa, Chordata, Actinopteri, Synbranchiformes, Synbranchidae. Gene Ontology annotation, molecular function: basic amino acid transmembrane transporter activity. The transcript has 10 exons.
CCACAGGUGAGCCCCUCCCCAAACUAAUGCAAUCCUUUGUACGUGGUGCAUUUGACGCCAAAGUUGCGUGGCUAAGUAGUUGCAUGGAUGAAUUUAUUCCCCGAAGCAUGGAACGUAAACAUAUUUAAAUUAUUAUGGAGGCACGUACACUGAUCGCGGAUGGUCAAGGAAGCUCCAACACUUUCUUAUCUAAUCUCCUUGAUUUUUGCAUCGAUUCUUUCAACUCCUGUUUCUCUCGUGAGGCGGACAAACUUUGCGUUCCCAUCGGUCUCAGUUCUCUUUCUGCGCUGCUUUUGCUGUUGUCAUGCUUUGUCCUCGUGCAUCAGAGGUGCAAAUGUCGUGCAGAAAACCCAGGAGGCGUCCUCUUCGUCUACUGCUUCGUCGGAAACCUCUGCGGCACAGUUGGAGCCAUUCUGUCCAGACAGCUGAGUAUUCAGAUUUUAAUGGGUGCUUUUGCUGCUGCUUUGGAUGCAGUUCAUUUUAUUUCUUGCUGCUUCCUACUGUUGCUGUGCUGGAAUUCAAUGACAGAAAGGAGGCUGCAGAUGAUGAGGAAGCGGAGAAGACAGCAACUCCUUGCAGUGUGCGUACUGAUGGUGGUUGCGGGAGGUUUUCUGAAACCCAGGGUCAGCCACCACCAAGCAGAUUUGCCUCCCAAUGGGAGGAGACUGCUGUAUGUCAUCCUCCGAGACAACACUGAAAUCCUGGGCUAUGCACUUGGCAUGAUCUCUUUUGUCAUUGCCUGUACCUCCAGAUUUCCUUCACUCUGCAGAGCCUACAGAGGACAGAUGUUGACCUGGGCCUACAUGUUAUCUGGACUGCUGUGCUCACUGGCUGGUGUGCUCUACACUGCUGCCAUACUCCUCUAUGACACUCGGUUUCAGUUUCUUCUGAGAGCCAUGCCCUGGCUGUUGUCAGCAAUAUGCUGUGUCACCCUGGACCUACUGAUUCUUUCUAUCCACUGGUGCAAGAGGGGAACCAGACAGCACCCUAUGAGGGUUUCUCCGGACACAGAGAGCCUUUUAGAUGGCUCAGGCAUCCUCACUGAGGAGAAAGCUGUCAUGAAGAAUCACAGCAAACAGCACAUGCAUUCAUCAGCACAAGCAAAGAUGAAUAAUCUCCAGAACAAGACUGAAAUGGGCCGUUACAUGGAUGUCAGUAUUCACCCUGCAAGAAGAAAAUACCUAAAGGAGGUGACGAUGUCCAAGGAGGAGAUGGUCAACCAGCUUGCUCCCAGCACACUGCGAGUGGUCAGAGUUGACAGUUUCUGCUCUUCGGAUACAUCCUAUGACUCUUCACUAGUCAGUUCGGAUCUGGAGUGGGAUUUCGAAGAGGCAAAUGUCCAGUGGAGAGAACAAACAGUAAAACAGCAGAAGAGGAAUGAGUUCCCCCUCAAAGAGUGGCUAACAAACCCCAAACCCUUUAACACCUGUGCCAUACCUGGAUUCCAACAGAAGACACAGUCUGAUACAGUAGAGAGUGUGUGUGUUGUUGCUGUAAAUUUUGAGAAAUGACACAAAUGUCAGUCGGUUACUAAUAUGUUACUGCAUCCACUACACACCUUAAUUUGAGAGGUAAUAAAAGCUGCAAACAUUGA